CCAGGGAGUAAGCGUGCGUCUCUGGGCCUUUAAACAUGCUUCAGCCUCAGGAAACUUUCUCGAACCCUGCCUUACGCGACGAAGACAAACAUUUGGGAAAUCUGUGGGCUUCUAAGAAAUCGCUGUAUAAGAACCCAGCUCACCUUGCGCAACAGCAGGAUCCCUGGAGUCGGCUCAGCUCAACCCCCACAGCCACGUCCAGAAGUCGAGACACCUUUUUUGAUUCUAAGAUACCAAAGGAUGACCUGGACUUCCGCUUAGCAACCUUGUAUAACCACCACACUGGGGCAUUCAAGAACAAAACUGAGAUAUUGUUACACCAGGAGACCAUUGAGGAUAUCCAGGGAACCAAGAUCCAGUUUCCUGGAGAAUGUUUCCACGCUCCUUCAGCCCCCAUUACUUCCCGGACCACCAUCAGGCACUGGAUCAACCCUAAGAAAGAGUCCAUCCAUAGCAUUCAGGGAUCCAUAGUGUCUCCUCACACUGCGGCCACCAAUGGAGGUUACUCCCGGAAAAAUGAUGGUGGCUUCUUCUCCACCUAGUGGUGACAACCAGGCUAAUUUCAACAUGGUGGAACAUCCAGCCACCCAUC
Messenger RNA from Mus musculus (house mouse), 592 nucleotides. RefSeq names its product cilia and flagella associated protein 276 (gene Cfap276). The coding region runs from base 36 to 542 and encodes 168 amino acids. Gene Ontology annotation, cellular component: axonemal microtubule; axoneme; cytoplasm. The record is from RefSeq and is marked provisional. NCBI's taxonomy places the organism in Eukaryota, Metazoa, Chordata, Mammalia, Rodentia, Muridae. The transcript has 5 exons.